AUGAAUAGUUUAAUUCUUAAACUAUCAAAACAUGGUGCAAUCCAACCAUAUCGAAAAAAUAAUAUAAUUAAAUUAUUUAGGGCCUACAGUACAACUAUAAAUAGUCAAAACAAUAACACUAAAAACAUAAUUAAUAAUAAUAAUAAUAAUAUCAACAAUAAUAAUAAUAAUAUCAACAAUAAUAAAAAUAAUAUUAGUAAUAAUAAUAAUAAUAAUAAUAGUAAAAUGGUCAUAAAUAAUAAUAAUAAUAAUAAUCGUGAUUUUCAAAAAUCAAUUUUAUUAAUGAAUAUUAAAGAACUAUUUAAAAAUAAUAUUAAACUUGCUAUUGAAUUAUUAUCAAAAUAUUUUAAACAAAAUAAAUUUAAUGACCAAGAUGUUGAAAUUUUAUUCCAAUGGUCAUUAAAUAAUAGAUAUUUUACAAAUAUAGAUUUAAUGAAUUUAUUUUUAAAAAAAUUUAUUGAAGUAAAUAAUUUAUUAAAUAUUCAAAAAGUUUUACAAGCUUGUCAAAAUUCAAAUACAAAAAUGAAUUUAGAAACCUAUAUAAUAUUAAUUAGAUAUUUUACAGUAUCAGAAAUGAUACCAAAUUUAAAAUCAAUAAUUAAUUCUUUAAAUAGGAAUGAAGCAAUCACUGAAGAAAUUGCAAAACUUUAUAUAAAUUCACUUGAACAUAAUGAAAAUUUAACAUCUCCAUCACCAUCAUCACAAUCAUCACCAUCAUCACCAUCACCAUCAGUAUCAUCAGAGUCAUCAACAUCACCAUCAGUAUCAUCAACAUCACCAUCAGUAUCGUCAGUAUUAGUAGCAAAACCAAAAUCACAUGUAUCAAUAUAUUAUGAUUUAUUUUCAGCAUAUUUAAGUUUAGGUGAAAUCUCAACAGCAGAAUAUUAUUUCGAUUUGAUUAAACCACAUCCUGAUGCAUUUUUUAAAUUAAUGAAAUAUUAUCAAAGUAGUCCAGAUGGUGUUGACUAUAGUAGUAAAGUAUAUAAAUUGGCAAAUUCAGAACUUCAAUAUUUAUCAAAAGAUCUUUUUAAAUCUGGUCCAUUCUUAAGGAUUUUAUCAAAUCUCCCAUUUGAAAAGGUUCAAAAAUUGUUAAAGAAAUUAUAUACCGAUCAAAUCAUCUAUGAAGAUUUAAUUGCUUCAAUCUUAUUAUUAUAUUUAGAGAAUAAUCCACAAUGGGUAAUCAAUGUAUUAGAGAAUUUCUCAAAAAUCAUAACAAAACCUAAUUUUUACAUUUCAUUAGUUAAACAAUUAGUUUUAAAUAAUGAUAUUCGAGGUAUUAUUAGAGUAUUAACAGAAAUUGGUGAAAAAGGUCAUGGUUUAAAUUCAUGUCAUUAUCAAUAUAUUUUACAAUGUUAUUUUGAAGGAAUUGAAAAAAAUAAAGUUAAUAACCAUAAUGAAGAGUUAUAUUUUGGUAAUGAAAAUGAAAUUGAAAAUUUAAAUAAAAUUUUAAAACAUAUUGUUAAUUUAGAUCCAAGUCAAGGUAAUAUUAUGUCGACAUUAUUAUUUUAUAAUCAAAGCUUUGGUAGUGCCAGUCAAUUUCAAGCAUUAGUGAAUAUAUUUGAAAAACAACCAACUAAAUAUAUCGAUGAAGUUACAUCCCAAGUUAUUAGAAGUUUCAUUCAAUUGGAUAAUUUCGAUUUAGCAAUGUUAUGGUAUAUUACAAGAUUUGAAAAGUAUGGUUUAGGUUUAAAUAAAUCAAUUAUAUUAUCAUUUUUAAAUAAUACAAAUGAUGAAAUGGUAUAUUCACAUUACAAAAGACAACAUAGAUAUUAUCCAACUAAAUUUACAAUUAAACCAACUCAAAAUGAAUCUGAUGAAAUAACUGCAAAUCAAAUGAAAUCAAUCAUUGAUCAAUUUUUAAAAGAACAAGAAAUGUUUAAACAACAACAUUUUAUUAAAGAUAAUAAUAAUAAAUUAUAUCAAGAUAAUAAAAAGAAAUCAACAACAAUAUUAGAACAAGAAGAAGAACAACAACAACAACAACAACAACAACAACAAGUACCUUUAGAAAAUUUAGAAAUAAAUAAUAAUAAUAUUAUUAAAAAUGAUGGAAACAUUAAUAAUAAUAAUAAUAAUAAUAAUCAAAUAAUUAAACAAAUUACAAAGAAUGUUUAUGAAUCAAAUAAAAUAUCAACAAUUAAUGAAACUAAUUUACAUUUACAAAGUUUAUUAAAUAUGAAAUUAAAAGAAAUUGAAAAUGAAAAGAAUGGUAUUGGUUUUGAAUUUAAAAAGAAAACAUUUAAUAUUAAUAAAUCCAAUUUAUCAGAGGAGGAAGAGUCAUUAACAUUUGCAAUUUCAGAAGAUAAUAAAGAAAAGAUAUUUUCAAUGUUAAAGAAUUAUUUAAAUAAUAAUAUUUUACCACAAAGUAAAUUAUUGAUAUCAAGUUAUUAUAAACUUUGGAAAUUAGAUGUUGGCUUGUAUAGUGAAUUAAUUGAAAUGUCACCACCAUUCAUUAGGAUAUUAGUAUUCAAUUGUCAAUUCUAUAAUGAUUUAUUAAAUUCGAAUCCAGAUGAAGCAUUUAGAUUACUUAAACAAGAAUCACCAUUAAGUAUACCCGAUACACUAUACAAUACAAUGUUGGAAAUUUUCAUUAAAGCAAAGAGAAUGGACAUUUUCAUACCAUUUUGUAAUCUAAUGUUAUCAACAAAUAUUGAUAUUGAACCAACCAAUUUAGCAAGAAUUAGUAAAUCAUUAAUUCAUGAAAAUUCCAAAAUUGGUAAUAUAGGUUUAGUUGUAAAGAUAUAUAACCAUUUUGAAAAUAAACUUGAACAAUUAAGAAAGUUAAUUAAAAAACAAAUGAUUAAAGAAUAUGAAAAUAAUGAUAAUGAUAAUGAAAAUGAUAAUGAUAUUGAUAUAGAAGAUUUUAAUUUUACUGAAGAUGAUUAUGAAAAUGAUACUCAAGAAUAUUAUAUGCAAUUUAGUAAAAGAUAUAGUGCAAUGAUGUCUCAAACAACUGCAAUUUUAAUGAAUGAAGUAGCUGAUUUGGGUCCUGAAAUGUUGAGUGAUGUAAUUAUUAGAUUAAAUGAUAAUUUGGUGAGAAGAGAUCUUGAUAACUAUAGUUAUAGUGCAAUUGCUUCAAUAAUGCGUGCAGUUUCACUCUCCUUUCCAUUGGAGCAAGGCUCACCUGUGAAACUUUGGACAUCUUAUGAAAGACAUUUCCCAAACAGAUAUAAAACCAUUUUCUAUGAACAAUUAUUCUAUCGUUUACAUUUAUCAAACAAAUCUUAUGUGGUCAAUUCAAUACUCAGAAAGAAUGAGAAUAUUCGUAAAUAUGUCAAUCAAAGAUUAUUCCAAGCAUUUAUAGAUUACGGUCAUAACCAUAAUAAUAUGGAGUUGACGGUAUUACUAUAUUCAACAGUGUUUAGAAAUCUUCAAGAAAUUAAUAAAACUCCUCCUUUUAAAAUCGAAAGAAGAUAUCAUACAUUAUUAAUAAACUCUUUCGAAUGGGUAAUGAAUCAAUGUAUUCAAACCACUCAUGGGGCCAGUCAAUUAAGAUCUCUAGAUGAACAUAAAAAUAAUUUUGCUUUCUAUGAAACUAUUUUAAAACAUCUAAAAGAAGGUAUAUUGGUCGCUGAUGAUUAUGUACAUAAUAAAGAUUUGUCUUUAUCCGAUGAAACCAUUAAGUUAAUACCUCAUUUCGUUUCUUCAAUUUUAUCUCAACAUCAAAAAUUAAAUCCAUCUUUUGAUCCAACCUCAAUUAAAGUUCCAAAACAAAUUGAAUCUAAAGAUUUAGAAAGUUUUAUGUUUGAUUUUAUUUCCAAAAAGUCAAAAAAAUAA
Dictyostelium discoideum AX4 is the source of this 3777-nucleotide messenger RNA. RefSeq lists its product as hypothetical. Bases 1 to 3777 code for a protein of 1258 amino acids. The record is from RefSeq and is a predicted model, not a curated record. Lineage: Eukaryota; Evosea; Eumycetozoa; Dictyosteliales; Dictyosteliaceae. The transcript has 2 exons.